AUACUUCAAAGCUUGCUCUGAUAUUCAUUCCAUAUACUCUUACUCAAGUAACUCAUCUACAAUGGGGAUCAUGAAGAGACUUGUUGGGAUUUCCGAAGCAAAGAAGAAGCUAGCAAGGACGCUCUCUCCCAAGAAAGGGAGCAUUAGGGCGACGAAAGACGACAAAGUCGCCGUCCCAAAGGGGCAUUUUCCGGUAUACGUCGGGGAAGCGAGGCGGCGGUUUGUGGUUCCGAUAGAGUAUUUGGAGCACGCUUUGUUCCGGGAUCUGUUGGAGUGGGCGGAGCAAGAGUUUGGGUACGAGCACCCCACCGGAGGGCUCACUAUCCCAUGCAGUGAGGACUACUUCUUGAGCCUCACGUCCCUCCUCAUCAACUCCAAAUAAGUAUUCAUAUAGAUAAUUAGAUAGACAAAUAGAUAGCUAGCUAGAAGUAGAAAAAUGUGUUAUUGUAUACACUCAGACGCCGGCGUUGUAAUAUAUAUGAAUUAUUGAUAUACACAUUUAAUUUGAUGAACAUUAUUAAUUUUUAACAUGUGUUGAAAUUGAGAGAAAAAAAGAAAAAAAUCUAGAUUUUUGAAUGAUCUGUUUACAAAGUACUCCCUCCGUCCUAAAAAGUUUGUUACGUUUAGAAAAAACUGCGUUCUGUAAAGUCCGUUA
Messenger RNA from Cuscuta campestris, 655 nucleotides. The record is from the annotation of a GenBank genome assembly. Lineage: Eukaryota; Viridiplantae; Streptophyta; Magnoliopsida; Solanales; Convolvulaceae.